AUGAGCGGACACGAAAGGACGGUGAUGCACCGAGUUCUAAAUAUCCCGGAACUUCUGGACAUGGUUUUUAGUUUCCUGGAGCCACCAUCAAACGCUGUGAAUGCUCGAGUAUGCAGGAGGUGGUCGGAAAUAGCUUUAGAUGCUCUUUGGAAGGAUGUUAGAGAUUUGGAAUUGCUAUUUGGGCUUUUGGCUCCACUGCGGAUCUCGGGGGGAAAGGAUGGAUACUUGGAAUUCGAACGAAUGCCUGAUUCAUCGGAUUGGAAACGCUUUGACAGGUACACUAAACGUGUAAGGCGAGUGGAAUACGAUGCCCUUGGCUGCAAAAUUCCCCUACAUAAAAGCGUCUUUGACGACGUUGCGCGUACACGUACCCGUCUCGACAUUUUACCCAACAUGCAUACCCUGCACUGGAAAGCAUCCCUGGAACUUGCUGUCAUGUUUAUGCACAAAGCGAUCAAGAACUUUGCCGUCUACCUCCCUGAACUUAAUGAAAUUUCGCCACGUCCGUUCUUCGAGGAUGUUUCAACCCGAAUGCCCAAUUUGACUUCCCUUGAUAUCCGCACCAAUAUUCCUGUGCAAAGGAUUGAAAAUGAAAUGGUCAACCUCUUUCAGCAAUUACCCAAGAUUCAGAAAGUCACUUUCCCUCGGUACUACUUCACCACGCGUAUUGCAGAGGUUUUAUCGAAACUCGAAAAUCUUGGGGUCGUAGAAUUUCAGUAUUUGGAUUACCAAGGCUCUGGUGAUGUUCAGGAUGUAAUCCCUUUUGUCCCGUCGUUCACGGAAGGCGCCUUCCCAGCAUUAUGGGAUCAUUCCAUGGCCGUGUCAUUCGAUGAUGCAGCCCGUUUCCUUGAUAUCCCCUUCUCGCCUACAAAUCUCACCAUGCUCUACCUAGACUCCUACAUGAUCGAAUCACCCUUUGCAAUUCGGAAAUUGCUUAACGUCAUUUCUGAGAAUUGUCAGCUAUUGACAUUCCUUGCCCUCGUGUCGCUACGCGACGCAGGAUCUCCUUCGCUCCCUGAACCACAAAGUGACACAAGUCACCCUGACCACGCAAUCACCGUUAAUACUUUGAAGCCGUUAUUCAAGCUGCCGAACCUGACCUCGCUCGAGCUGGUGCAUCAAUUCCCACUGGCGCUUAACAGCGAGGAUAUCAGGCUUUUUGCCGUUUCGUGGCCAUCUAUCCGAAGCCUUAUGCUCAACACUGAACCCGCCCACCUUACGAAAUCUAAUCUCACCCUCCAUGACUUACUACCUUUUGCUCAACAUUGCACCAAAUUGCGACAUCUGGGACUGUUUAUUGACUCCCGUCUACCGACCAGUGAACAGCCGUCGACGCCAUCAAGCUCCUCAACUUCUUCAGCUGUUCCCAAUUCAACGCCUGCUGUCCAGUUCAAGUCUCUCGAGCGCUUAUCCAUGGGGGUGAGUCUCAUCGACGACGAAAACGCUGUCACACUUUUCCUUUCCCAAAUACUGCCUUUGAAUUGCCAAAUCGAUUCUGGCAUAACGUGGGAUGAGACCCUCCCCGUCCAUCCGGGCAUCUCUUCUGUUGUACAAGAUCGUUGCAUGCUAUGGUUAAAGGUCUCGGAGCUUCUUCCCGUGUUGACCAAGCUACGAGCAGAGGAGAGGGCGCGGACGCGAGCUAUGGAAAUGGAGCUUGAGGAUCUGAGGAUGCGGACGAAAGUUUUGAAUGACAGCGCCUCAAUAGGGGUCAGGUUGGAUAUUUCGAGUUGUGUCAUGAUUUGA
Molecule: messenger RNA, 1743 nt
Organism: Psilocybe cubensis
Lineage: Eukaryota; Fungi; Basidiomycota; Agaricomycetes; Agaricales; Agrocybaceae
Exons: 2
Coding region: 1-1743 (580 amino acids)
Molecular function (GO): protein binding
Source: RefSeq, a predicted model, not a curated record